UGUGAGAGAGAGAGAGAGAGAGAGAGAGAGAGAGAGAGAGAGAGAGAGAGAGAGAGAGAGAGAGAGAGGGAGCCAUGGAGCCUCACCACCACGCUUCGUGUUCCCAGGGGUUGACCCAGGAGGAGAUGGCAGCGCUGGAGCCGGUGAUCCGAACGCACCACACCUUCCCGGGGGCGCCGGGGACGUGCACCUCGCUCAUCACGCAGCGCAUCGACGCGCCCCUGCAAGCCGUGUGGCCCGUUGUCCGGCGGUUCGACAAGCCGCAGCGGUACAAGCACUUCAUCAAGAGCUGCAGCCUGGUCCACGGCGACGGCGGCGUCGGCAGCGUCAGGGAGGUCACCGUGGUGUCGGGCAUCCCGGCGUCGACGAGCGUCGAGCGGCUGGAGAUCCUGGACGACGACCGCCACAUCCUCAGCUUCAGCGUCAUGGGCGGCGAGCAUCGGCUCAAGAACUACCGGUCCGUCACGUCGGUCACUGAGUUCCACACGGAGGGCAAGGCCUACACCGUCGUCUUGGAGUCGUACGUGGUGGACAUCCCCGAGGGGAACACCGAGGAGGACACCAAGAUGUUCACCGACAUCGUCGUGAAGCUCAACUUGCAGAAGCUUGCGACGGUGGCGAUGGCCUCCUCGUGAGAUCACACACCUUCAAACUGUGGUUAGUUGGGCGAUGAUGAACAUGAACGAUUAUCCUCCUUUGUUUAACUCCAUUUCUAAUGGCUGCUGUACUCAGAAGAGAGGAGAGCAAGUGGGGAGGGUUCUUUAAUGACUGCUGCUGCUUUGUAUAUUCUAAGCCAUGGUGGUGGAUCGCUGUAUUAGUUUAAUGUCAACAUAUUAAGGAACGCUUCUGCCUUGUUUC
Messenger RNA from Musa acuminata AAA Group (dessert banana), 858 nucleotides. RefSeq names its product abscisic acid receptor PYL2-like. The transcript has a single exon. Lineage: Eukaryota; Viridiplantae; Streptophyta; Magnoliopsida; Zingiberales; Musaceae. Gene Ontology annotation, cellular component: nucleus; cytoplasm. Gene Ontology annotation, biological process: abscisic acid-activated signaling pathway. Bases 75 to 635 code for a protein of 186 amino acids. Gene Ontology annotation, molecular function: signaling receptor activity; protein phosphatase inhibitor activity; abscisic acid binding. The record is from RefSeq and is a predicted model, not a curated record.